UAUAUUCUAUUCUACUGCACUGCAUAUCGACCCUGCACUGCACAAGCACAACCCAUUGCCGCUGAUUGCUCUCCUCCCGCCGGAUUGGGUCAUAUUCCUGCCGCCAUCCACCCAUUGCUCUUGCUGUGGCUGUUCAUUCGUCGGUCUGAAUCCAUCGAAAAAAACUCGCAGCCACCACAUGCCAACAUGAGUGCGUGCGUGUGUAUGAUAUCUUUAUUAUUGCUCUCUAGGUCUCCACUUUGUUCGUCGCCGAUUCGCCGGAGCCCAAGAGGGUGGUCGCCGCUGUGCGGUCUGAGGUGAAGGAGAUCAGUGCCUGCCUGCGCCUUUUAUGGAUGUGGUGCUGUAGCCCUGUAGUAGAGACUAGAGAGAGGUCGAUCUAUCGUGUCAUCCAUCUCCGACCACAACCACCGUUGUUACCUGGUAGUUGCAUUGAGUGGCUUUGUUAUAGCUACUACUCGUAGCCUUAGGCCCCCCCGGUUCGAUCGAUCGGUCCACGGCCGGCUAGCUGCGAUGUGCUCUUGUCUGGUGAAGAAAUAUGCAAGUGCUUCCUCCGCAGUUCUGCGCAUCUGUGUGUUCUUCUAACUGUCUGAAUUCCCAGCCUAGUGAGUGAUCUGAGGUGAGGAGCUCAGGCUGAAAGAAGAAUCUAGUGAAAGUGGAAGGAUCGAUUCACCGAUCCUGAAGAUGCUGCCCUACUUUGAUCCGGACUACGACAACUUCAACCAGCGCAUCAACCCUCCAAGGGUUUGCAUUGACAACACCACAUGCACCGACUGCACCUUGGUGAAGGUUGACAGCAUGAACAAGAAUGGCAUUCUGCUGGAGGUGCUGCAGGUCCUGAGUGAUCUGGACCUCCACAUCUUCAAAGCCUACAUCACCUCUGAUGGUGGAUGGUUCAUGGAUGUGUUCCAUGUCGUGGAUAAGCAAGGGCAGAAGAUUACUGAUGACAAGACCAUCAAGUACAUCGAGAAGGCUUUGGGUCCAGAGAGCAAUUUGCUGUGCCCAAAAGCCAGCAACAAGCAGGGGAGGUCUGUGGGGCUGCACUCCAUCGGCGACCACACCGCCAUCGAGCUCAAGGGGCCCGACAGGACGGGCCUCCUCUCGGAGAUCUUCGCCGUGCUCGCCGACCUCCAGUGCAACGUGCUGGCGGCCGAGGUGUGGACGCACCGCAUGCGCGUGGCCUGCGUCGUGUACGUGAACGACGUGGCCACGGGGCUGGCCAUCGACGACCCGGGCCGCGUGUCCCGGAUCGAGAACCGGCUGCGCCACGUGCUCCGCGGCUACGGCGGCGGCGGCGGGGGCAACGACGACGACGACGGCAGCGGCGCGCACGCCAACUUCACGGACGCCUCCUCGACGCCGCACCACCUGGACCGGCGGCUGCACCAGCUCAUGCACGCCGACGUGGACGUCGCGCCCGCGGCGGCUCUGGCGGCCGGUGGACAGGGCGACAGGCCGGAGGUGACGGUGGAGCACUGCGAGGAGAAGUCCUACUCCGUGGUGAACGUCAAGUGCAGGGACCGGUCCAAGCUGCUCUUCGACAUCGUGUGCACGCUCACGGACAUGGAGUACGUCGUGUUCCAUGCCGCCGUGUCGUCCGAAGCCAACUACGGCAUCCAGGAGCUGUACAUCCGCCGCAAGGACGGCAAAACGCUUCUGAAAGACGAAGCAGAGAAGGUGAUCAGGAGCCUGGAAGCAGCCAUCUCCAGAAGAGUAUCCGAGGGCUUCACGCUGGAGGUGCGCGGCAGGGACAGGGUGGGCUUGCUGUCGGACGUGACGAGGGUGCUCCGGGAGCACGGGCUCACGGUGAGCCGCGCCGACGUGACGACGGAGGGAGGGCAGGCCACCAACGUCUUCUACGUCCGGGACCCCUCGGGCCAGCCGGUGGACAUGAAGACCGUCGAGGGGCUCCGGGGUCAGUUUGGCCAGACCGCCAUGCUCAACGUCAAGAAGGUGAGUGUGCCUGCUGCGGCGGUGGCCAGAGCGCCCGAGCCGAGAUCCAGCGGCGGCAUUGUCAGGAACAGCUUCUUCUCCUUCGGCAGCCUCUUCGCGAAACUCCGGGCCUGACAUGCUGGGUGGUCAGGCGAUUCAACUCCCAUUGUGUGUAGCUGGUGUAGAAGUAAUGACCUGGAGAACUAGGGUAGUGGGCUAGUGGGGUGGGACUUGGAAGGGGGAGAUAGAGAGAGACAGCAAGUGUAUCUCUAUGUGGCAGCUGUGGUGGUUGUACAGUUCAUAAGGAGCCUCAACCAGAAUGGUGGUUUUCUGUGGAUGCAGACUGCUUGUUAAGGGUUCAUCCCAUCUGUGCAAAAUUUCAUCCAACAUGCUCAUCUGUUGAAACUGUCUC
Sorghum bicolor (sorghum) is the source of this 2341-nucleotide messenger RNA. RefSeq names its product ACT domain-containing protein ACR3. The transcript has 9 exons. Bases 682 to 2064 code for a protein of 460 amino acids. The record is from RefSeq and is a predicted model, not a curated record. Lineage: Eukaryota; Viridiplantae; Streptophyta; Magnoliopsida; Poales; Poaceae.